Messenger RNA from Danaus plexippus (monarch butterfly), 2567 nucleotides. It is a transcript of the gene rogdi, whose product is annotated as protein rogdi. The transcript has 7 exons. NCBI's taxonomy places the organism in Eukaryota, Metazoa, Arthropoda, Insecta, Lepidoptera, Nymphalidae. Bases 107 to 904 code for a protein of 265 amino acids. The record is from RefSeq and is a predicted model, not a curated record. Gene Ontology annotation, cellular component: RAVE complex.
UUCAAUGGUGAUUGGUGACUAAAGAGCCAGGACUAUAAUCCUCUGUUUCUUAUAUAUUUAUUCAUUUACUUCAAUUUACUUAAAAUUUUGGAACAAAAUCAAUAAAAUGAAUGACAACGAAAAAGAGGAAGCUGCAAAUUUGAAAGACGAGUUUGAAUGGGUUCUUCGUGAGGAAGUUCACGCUAUAUUACAUCAACUACACUCAGUUCUAGUGGAAUGUGCACAUCGUUUUCCAGUCCCACUAUAUGGGAAUGAAGGACAAAAACAAGACAAAUUUAUAUUAACAUCUCAACCAGAACAACUGAAGUGUGUUGUCACCCUUACAGGAGAUAGUAUCACUCAUGCAGAUAUAAGUUUUAAAGUAUUAAGGCAGAUGCACACAAUAUGCAAGACCUCAAUUAACCAGGAUGGGCCGUGGAAACUGCAACAGAUACAGGAUGCUGCUAAUCAUUUACAACAAGCCAUUGGCUAUAUAGAUAAUGUUGAUAAACAUUAUGUAUUCAGGUCAUCUGAAGAAGUGCUUCAUAUAAUACAGUGCUUGCUAGGAUCCUUACAAAGAGCUAGAACAGCUCUUGUGUUACCUAAGAAAAAGGCUAUCGAUGAGUUAAUGAAGAGUAGAAAUAUGAAAGCAUUAUCUCCAAAUUUGCCAGAAGAUCUUGCAAUAUCUUUCUACAUACAGUCCCAUAAAUUGAUAUUUGUGGCGUAUCAGCUUAGUUUGGUUCAUGGAAGUAUGCGCAUUGACUCAUGUCAAGCCGACUGUGCCGUACCAUGGCUAAGCGACGUCCUGUUCAUGUUAACGGCCGCUUUGCAUAUGUGUCAACAACUUAAAGAUAAGCUCUGUGUGUUUUCUCAGUACAAGGAUUUUACUGUUGGAUCCAGAUCUGCCUCUAUGAUAUUCAAUUAAAAAUAUAUAUUUAUUACAUACAUUUGUCAAUAUAGUUUCAUAAAAUAAAAAAGAAAGUCAUCAUGUCUAACUGAAAGAUUAUGCAUAACUAGAUCGCUAAGUUAUUGAAACUAUGUUGAUAAAUGUAAACAAAACAUCCGUUUAAUAAAAUUAUUGAGUCCAUUGUUGAUGUUCUUGUUGACUUUGUUGUAAUGUUUGUAAUAUAUUCGUAGUUAUGAAAAAUUUUAGGCAUAUUUAACAUGUGUGGGAUGUAUUUAAUUUAUUUAUUUUCCGUUCUGCCAUUUAUAUACGACAUAGGUGCUUUGAGCGAAUGGGAAGUAUAUUAUAAUGUAAAAUCUUUUCAUUAUGGAUGCACAAAAAAUAGUUGUCAAUUGUAAUAUAGUUAUUUUGCGUAAUGUAUAUAAUAAAAUUAUAAUUCUGAUUUUGAACGUAUUAAUAUAAAUGAUUUUAUAAAUAAGAGGCUAUUCCUUUAAUAAGUUUUUUCGGCAGAUCUACAAAUAUUAAUAUUAUAACAAUAAUAAUUUAUUAUAGAAUUAGAUAAUAUAGAUACACAACAUUUUCUUUAGAUCUGAAUGUUCGCUUUACCCAUGAAGUGGGUAAAAUAUUAGUAUUCUUUCGGUUUCGGUUAUUUCUUAACAUAAAAUUAAUGUUCAUUCUAGUUUUCAUGUGUAUUUUAGUCAAAAUAAUCUAACAAAGAAUGUAUUAUAUUUGUGGUUAUGUGUCAAUGACCUAAUUUUGUAUAAAAUAUUAUUUGAUGUACCAUUUUAUGUCAGAAAUUGUGCAUAAUGCGUUUAAUAUAAAUAAUGAAGUAAUGAAAUUAGAAAACCUUUAAACUUGUAAUAAGUCUGGCAAAGAUUAUGGUCUGUAAACAAAAGUAGCAGAGCAGAAUAGAGAAGGUUUGAUACGAUGCUAAUGCCUUCAUCAUAACUAAAAAAGCAUAUGAAAUUAGUGGAAAAGUAAGGCUACCUCAAUAAAAUGCAUGCUAUAAAAAAAUUCAUCACAAAAUUGUUACUUUGAUGUUAUUUAAGGUACAUGUGAUCUUUGUCAGACAUUUAUUUUUGGUUCAAUGAUGCAUUUUUAUAAUUAUAGCAAUGAUGGAUAAAAAUGUGAUAAUACUUAUAAGUACAUUGCUUGUAUGCAUGUAUAAUAUGUACUAAAAAUAGUAUUAAUUUAGUUACCAUCUCAUUAUGAGCAAAUAGUAUUUGUAUGAAUAGGUAUAUUUAAAAGAUAAUAAUUACCUCAAUUUUUUUUUGCCCAGUGUUGCUUAACAUUAUUAUUUUUAAAUAUAAUCGCUACAGCUGUAAUGUAAAGGAAUGAAGGAAUUGGUAAAAUGACUUAAAUAUAGAGCACUAUUAUAUUUAUCUAUAAUUAUAACUGAGCACUUUCCAAAUAUUACUAAUAAAUUUAUAUAAUGUGUAAUUUAUUUUAUCUCGAUGUUUCUUCACAAUGUAAAGAGAAAAUCUAUAACUUUUAACCCUUUGUCUUUUUCCUAUUCUCAUUAACAUUUCCAUACCAACUAAAUUAUUAUGAGCUCAUUAAUGAUUAUUUAUUUGACAUGUUUGACAAUAAAAUAAUUAAUAGUAUUACUAAAAUAGGUAUUUAAAACAUAUAUUACAAUUCUUGUGGUCGUGUUGUAUUUCAAUAAACUGAAAUUCUGUUAAAA